Molecule: messenger RNA, 2877 nt
Organism: Lampris incognitus (smalleye Pacific opah)
Lineage: Eukaryota; Metazoa; Chordata; Actinopteri; Lampriformes; Lampridae
Exons: 13
Coding region: 1-2877 (958 amino acids)
Biological process (GO): potassium ion homeostasis; chloride transmembrane transport; cell volume homeostasis
Cellular component (GO): membrane
Molecular function (GO): potassium:chloride symporter activity
Source: RefSeq, a predicted model, not a curated record
AUGACGGAGCGGACUCCUCUCCUGCACUACCGGCUCUCAAGUACCUCCGGCAACGAGUCGACGCACCACCGGCCGCCGUCAGCCUGUCAAAAUGUGGAUCAUUACGCGUCGAGUUCCAGGCGGAAGUCGACACACCACAAGCAGCCCCAGAAACUCUCCACCUUUUUCGGUGUGGUGAUUCCCACCUUACUGUCUAUGUUCAGCGUGGUGGUCUUUCUAAGGAUCGGUUUCCUGGUGGGUCAGUGUGGGCUCUACCAGGCCAUAGCCAUGUUCUUGGUUGCCUACUUCAUCAUCAGUAUGACCGUGCUCUCUGUCUGUGCCAUCUCCACCAAUGGAGCGCUUGACGCUGGAGGAGCCUAUUACAUGAUCAGCAGAGCAUUGGGACCAGAGUUCGGUGGCAGUAUAGGCAUCAUGUUCUUCUUGGCUAAUGUGUGUGGCAGUGCCCUCUAUGUGCUGGGUCUCGUUGAAGCCAUUGUAGCCACCUUUGGAGUACCAGAAGAUGGAGCCACCAUGACAUUACCCUAUCAGGUGCUGCCGUCGGGUUACUGGUGGUCAUUGCUCUAUGCCACCACUAUUGCCCUGCUAUGCCUGUUGGUAUGCCUGGUGGGUGCCCACAUUUAUGCCAAGGCCACUUUCCUCAUCUUCCUAGUCGUCAUGUUUGUCAUGGCUACUAUCUUUGUCAGCUUCUUUGCGGUACGACCCCGCACCAUUGUCUUACCCGGCCCUGCCGCACCCUCCCCAGUUGGUAAUGGCACAGGUCCUGGGCCGCCAACCUCAGCCAAUUUUACCGGUUUCAAGUUGGACACGCUGUUGGGGAACCUACAGGCUGAUUACACCGUGGAUUACACAACGGGAACCAUGAUGACCUUUGCCACUGUUUUUGCCGUCAUGUUCAAUGGUUGCACUGGUAUCAUGGCUGGAUCAAACAUGUCAGGGGAUUUGAAAAACCCCAGCUACUCCAUUCCCCGUGGUACCAUCACUGCUGUGAUCUUCACCUUCAUCAUCUACAACCUUCUCAGCCUGCUUGUGGCUUGCUCAUGUGACCGUGUCCUGCUUCAGAGGGACUACAGUUUCCUGAGGGACAUCAACGUAUGGAACCCCUUCGUCACCGUUGGGGUCUAUUCCUCCACCCUGUCGGCUGCCAUGUGUAACCUCAUUGGGGCCUCACGCAUCCUCUACGCCCUGGCCAGGGACGACUUAUUUGGUAAGGUGCUGUCUCUGGCCAAGAGGACGUCGCACAGCGGUAACCCCUGGGCCUCGGUGCUUAUCUCCUGGUUUCUAGUGCAGUUGGUGUUGUUUUCGGGUAAGCUCAACACCAUAGCCAGCAUUGUGACGAUUUUCUUCCUGUUGGUCUAUGCUGCGGUGGACUUGGCUUGCCUUGCCCUGGAAUGGGCCUCCGCACCAAACUUCAGGCCCACGUUUCGUUACUUCACCUGGCAUACAUGUGUGCUGGGCAUUGUGGGCUGUGCCAUCAUGAUGUUCCUCAUCAACGCCAUCUACGCUUCAGCCAGCAUCGCCUUCAUGCUCCUGCUGCUUCUGCUCAUCCACUACCUUAGCCCUACAUCCAGCUGGGGCUACAUCAGCCAAGCUCUCAUCUUCCACCAGGUACGUAAGUACCUUUUGAUGUUGGACGUUCGUAAGGACCAUGUUAAGUUCUGGAGGCCUCAGGUCCUGCUGAUGGUGUCCAAUCCUCGCAGCAAUGUGGGCCUCAUCACCUUCAUCAACGACAUCAAAAAGAGUGGCCUAUACGUAUUGGGACACGUCCAGCUUGGAGAUCUCAACACCUUACCGUCUGAUCCGCUUCAAUCCCAGUAUGACUCCUGGCUGUCUCUGGUGGACCAUCUGAACAUCAAGGCCUUCGUCAACCUGACCCUGGCAGACUCGGUGCGUCACGGGGUACAGCAUCUUCUCUUCAUCUCCGGACUGGGUGGGAUGCGUCCUAACACCCUAGUCUUGGGUUUCUAUGAUGACUGUACUCCACAGGACAAACUGGUGGACCCAUCCCUCUCCACAGCCAGGUCCCCUGACCCAUCUGGUUCUUGUGCAGACCCAGAGCAAGAACCCCCUCUCUUCCACUUUGCCCCUCUACGGGGGACGGCAGAUGGGAAGGAAUCGGGUGAAUUGGGCGAUGGAAAAGUCCUGGGACCUCAGGAGUACGUUGCGGUCAUUGCGGAUGCCAUGAAGAUGCUGAAAAAUGUGGCACUGGCUCGCUACUUCAACCAAUUUGACCGUGCCCAAGCACUAUCCCCACCCACCUCUUCCCCAGGGAAAGGUGCCGUGUACGUAGAUGUCUGGCCACUGAAUCUGUUGCGCCCAGACAGCUGUAACUAUGUGGAUACCUGCUCACUGUUCCUACUGCAACUGGCAUGUAUUCUCAACAUGGUUCGUGCCUGGCGCAAAGCCAGGCUCCGCCUCUUCCUGUGUGUGGAGGAAGGGCAGAGUGUGAGGGGUUCAGAGGAUAAGUUGGACCAGCUCUUGAAAGAGCUGAGAAUAAAAGCCAACGUCUAUGCUGUGCCCUGGGAUCAACAGGUGGCACUGCACUGGCAGCGCCAAGGUGAGUUGGGCAGGAAACAGAACAUCGAACAAGGGGAGAGGAGAAGAGAGGAGGAGGAGGAAGAGGAGAAUGAAGAUGAUUAUGUCAACAGCUUCCCCAGUAAUGCUACACGCCUGUCGGAUGAAUACCUUGCAGCUGUCAAUAGGCUGAUCCUUGAGCAGGCCUGCCCCCCGCCAGCUGUUCGUUUCCUGUAUUUGCCCCGCCCACCUGCUGACACGCGUCGCUAUACCACCUAUCUACGUCAACUGGACCUGCUGACACAAGGCUUGGGGCCCACGAUGCUCAUCCACGGGGUCACUCCUGUCAUCACUACUGACCUUUAA